UGGCCUUGUAUGUCGCUUGCGUCGGUCACUUUAUGGUCUAAAGCAGUCUCCUCGAUCCUGGUUUGGUAAGUUAAGCACGGUUAUCCAGGAUUUUGGCAUGACUCGUAGUGAAGCUGAUCACUCUGUGUUUUAUUGCCACUCUACUUCAAGUCUAUGUAUUUAUCUGGUAGUCUAUGUUGAUGAUAUUGUUAUUACGAGCAAUGAUUAGGAUGGUAUUACUAAUCUGAAGCAACAUCUCUUCCAGCACUUUCAAACUAAGGAUCUAGGCAGAUUGAAGUACUUUCUAGGUAUUGAGGUUGCUCAAUCUAGCUCAGGUAUUGUUAUUUCUCAAAGGAAAUAUGUGUUAGACAUUCUUGAGGAAACAGGGAUGACAGGUUGUAGACCUGUUGACACACCGAUGGAUCCGAAUUCUAAACUUCUGCCUGGACAAGGGGAGCCGCUUAGCGAUCCUGCAAGCUAUAGGCGGCUGGUUGGUAAAUUAAAUUAUCUCACAGUGACUAGGCCCGACAUUUCUUAUCAUGUGAGUGUUGUAAGUCAGUUUAUGAAUUCUCCCUGUGAUAGUCAUUGGGAUGCAGUUGUCCGCAUUAUUCGGUAUAUAAAAUCGGCUCCAGGUAAAGGAUUACUGUUUGAGGAUCGAGGUCAUGAGCAGAUCGUUGGGUACUCGGAUGCUGAUUGGGCAGGAUCACCUUCUGAUAUACGUUCUACGUAUGGAUAUUAUGUUUUAGUAGGAGGAAAUUUGGUGUCCUGGAAAAGUAAGAAAUAGAAUGUAGUUGCUCGGUCUAGUGCAGAAGCAGAAUACCGAGCAAUGUCAAUGGCAACAUGUGAACUAGUCUGGACCAAACAAUUGCUCAAGGAGUUGAAAUUUGGUGAAAUCAGUCGGAUGGAACUUGUGUGCGAUAAUCAAGCUGCAGUUCAUAUUGCAUCAAAUCCGG
Nicotiana tabacum (common tobacco) is the source of this 932-nucleotide messenger RNA. Lineage: Eukaryota; Viridiplantae; Streptophyta; Magnoliopsida; Solanales; Solanaceae. The record is from RefSeq and is a predicted model, not a curated record.